AGUGUGCGUGUGUGUGCGCGCCGCGGGGCUCUCCUUGACGCACGCCGGGCAGGGGGCCCCCAGCCAGCGCCCCUCCGCUGGGUGCGCGCCCAGCAGUUUCUAUAGGAACCGCGACAGCGCCCGGGCCCCUCCUGCGGAGCCCGGGUGCGAGCAUGCCCAGUGGAAGCCGCUAGUUUGGCCCGGGUCUAGGUUUCCAGUAAGUGGCAUGCGGGACUCCGAAGACAUCCCAAUGAGCUGAGCCGAGAGUCUUUGUGUGCACAGGGAGAAGGAGGCGGUGGCCGCCGGGCCCGGAGACCCCGCCCCGGGGGCCCGGCAGGAACAAUGCUAGCCUGCCUAACCCGGGGGAACUUACUGGACGUCCUGCAGGAGGGCUUCAAUGAGCAACAGCUGCAGGCAUAUGUGGCCUGGGUGAAUGCACAGCUGAAGAAGAGGCCAACAGUGAAGCCUGUGCAGGACCUGCGACAGGAUCUCCGGGAUGGGGUGAUCCUGGCGUAUCUCAUCGAGAUUGUAGCAGGAGAAAAGCUGAGUGGUGUACAGCUGAGUCCCAGUAACCAGCAGGAGAUGAAGAAUAAUGUGGAGAAAGUGUUACAGUUUGUAGCCUCCAAAAAGAUUCGUAUGCACCAGACUUCAGCUAAAGAUAUCGUGGAAGGCAACCUGAAGUCUAUCAUGAGGCUGGUCCUGGCCUUGGCAGCUCAUUUCAAACCGGGCUCCAGCAGGACAGUGAGCCAAGGGCAGGACGCCAGAGCCCCUCUGCAGAGUCACCAGCCACACUGUGCAACUGCUGUGGCCCAGGGAGCAGCUGCCGCCCUAGCCGAUGUGUGUCACGACAUGUCACGGUCAGGGCGGGAUGUCUUUCGAUACAGACAGAGGAACAGCAGCGUGGAUGAGGAGAUUGAGAACCCAUGCUGGAGCGUGCGAGCCCUGGUGCAGCAGUAUGAAGGGCAGCAAAGGUCCCCCUCCGAGUCCAGCUGCUCCAGCCUGACUUCCCCCAGUCCUAUCCACAGUGCAAAGAGUGACUCCAUUAUAACCCAGUCAGAGGAGAAGGCAGAUUUCGUGAUUAUUCCCUCUGAAGGAAUAGAGAACAAAACAGAGGAGACAGACUCUCCAUUAUCCCGGGACUGGAGACAAGGCAGCCCCCGGCCCUAUCUGGAGGCUUCAUGGGAAGAACAGCUGUUGGAACAACAAGAACAUUUGGAAAAAGAAAUGGAGGAAGCCAAGAAAAUGAUAUCAGGAUUACAGGCCUUACUGCUCAAUGGAUCCUUACCCGAAGAUGAACAGGAGAGGCCCUUGGCCCUCUGUGAACCAGGAGUCAAUCCCGAGGAACAAUUGAUUAUAAUCCAAAGUCGUCUGGAUCAGAGUAUGGAGGAGAAUCAGGACCUAAAGAAGGAGCUGCUGAAGUAUAAACAAGAAGCCAGAAACUUACAGGGGAUAAAGGAUGCCUUGCAGCAGAGGCUGACUCAGCAGGACACGUCUGUCCUUCAGCUCAAACAAGAACUACUGAGGGCAAAUAUGGACAAAGAUGAGCUGCACAACCAGAACGUGGAUCUGCAGAGGAAGCUAGACGAGAGGAAUCGGCUCUUGGGAGAAUAUAAAAAAGAACUGGGGCAGAAGGACCGCCUCCUGAAGCAGUACCAGGCCAAGUUGGAGGAAGCACUUCGGAAGCUCUCUGAGGCCAGUUACCAGCAGGUGGAUCUGGAACGGGAGCUGGAACACAAAGACGUCCUUUUGGCUCACUGUAUGAAAAGAGAGGCAGAGGAGGUGACCCACUGCAGCAGUCACAACCCUCAAAGCAAUGGUUUUCUCCUUCCAGUGGCAGGAAAAGGAGCUGCUUCAGUCACUCACAGAGGGCCCAGCAGCUGGGAUGUGGUUAAUGAAUGGCAGCGUGCCGUGCCAGCAGCACCCCGUUUCUGCCCACAGAGCAGCGACCUGCAGCUUGUUCGGGAUGCCCUCCGCAGCCUGCGCAACAGCUUCAGUGGCCACGACCCUCAGCACCACACCAUCGACAGCCUGGAGCAGGGCAUCUCCAGCCUCAUGGAACGCCUGCACGCCAUGGAGACCCAGAGGAAACAGGACAGAAGGGUUCGGGGCAAGUCACCCAGAACUCAAGCAGUUAGUGAAUACCGGGAGUCCUGGCCCCCUAAUUCAAAGUUGCCUCACUCACAGAGCUCUCCGACUGUCAGCAGCGCCUGCACGAAGGUGCUCUAUUUCACUGACCGGUCACUUACGCCCUUCAUGGUCAAUAUACCAAAGAGGUUGGGGGAGGUCACACUGAAGGAUUUUAAAGCAGCUAUUGACCGGGAGGGAAAUCAUCGGUAUCACUUCAAAGCACUGGAUCCUGAGUUUGGCACUGUCAAGGAGGAGGUUUUCCACGAUGAUGAUGCCAUCCCUGGAUGGGAAGGGAAAAUUGUAGCCUGGGUGGAAGAAGACCAUGGAGAGAAUUAAUGCUGUAUUAGAUUGAGGGCUUGUGGAACUCGGCAGUCCCUGGCUGCUUCACUCAGGAGAGAGGACUAAAACCAGGAUACACUACGAAGUUUUUAGUUUGUGCUGCCAAAACAGAAGCUUCUCCAAGUGUGACAGCCAUAGGCCAGUCCUGUUUCUGUGCCUGGCACGUGUGGUACUUAAAGUCCCUGUCCAAAAGUAGACCAUGGGUUCUUGUGGAGCUCCUUGUCCGUGGGAACACAGUGUUUUAUUCUACUCUGAGGACAACAAACCGAAGGCCUUAACUAGUGGGGAUGGAUGAUCCCACUCCUAUAUGGGCAUGGCUGCUACUAUCUGGAACCUGGGAACUGGAUGUAUCACUCCUGUGUGUUACAGUAUUAUUUUAAUUGGCCUCAGUGGUUGCAGCAAUCAGAGUCCCAGCAUUUGUACUCACAGACAAGGUGAAGGUACCAGCUUUUUUGCUUCUUUGCAGCUAUUGCAAACCAAGAAUAACUCGUAAGGUGGUACCAGAGAUGAAAGCCCACUCUUCAGGAAUUUUUUGGACUGGACAUGGAUGGUGCUGAAUUGUUGAAUGGAUUGAAAAAGGGCUGCCCAUAUUGUGCUAUAUACUACGCUAAAACCAUAGUUAAGUAAGACCUUGGGCUGCCUCUUGUGUCUUAACUGGUUUUGCAACUUGUCCUUUAGCCCACAGAGGGCAUAUUUCAUGUACUGCUCAUUUUCUCUGGGGACUCUUUAACUUUAGAGCCAUUUUUUUCCCCUUCCAACUGAUGAACUUUGUGUUUGAAAGGAGUAAGGAGUGAAAGUCUCCUUUCAAAUCCAGGCGGGUAUGGAAAGGUGCUGCUACCCAUGUCUUCUUGACUUUCUCUCAUGACUUUCUUUAGCUCAUGGCAUCUCCUUUGCAGUCAAAAGGAAACAGACCAUUAGUUUCAGUAUUUGUGAUUUAUAAGUACUGAGCACGAGUUAUUGGUCUACCCCUCUUCAUUUCAAAACCAGAGUUAUUUUCUAUUAUAUAUUUAGUCUAGGCUGAUCCUUUGGCCACAAUAGAAACCAUGGGGGCAUGGAGCAUGAGUUGUGAAUGGCAGGGUUGAUUCUGGGUGAUAACACCUAGAAUCCUUUCUCAUGUGCAACACUGUCAAGUGUAGAAGCUAAAAGAUUUAAACUUUCAGAGAUUACUUUAUAUCUUGAGUUUUCUCAUUCAUUCACCAAGCACCAUCAACCAAUCAGAUAUAUACAUAUAUAUCAGUCUGUCUGCCUGUGAUCACCAGUGUACACUGCCAACCAGAAGACUCAGACAGAUCAGCUGUGGGUUCUUGACCUGUCUGUCUCUAGUUCAUCUCCCCUUUUCAGCCAUUUCAACAGACGACUGAUCGGAGCUCUGAGAUGACAUUUUGUUGUUUUAUACAGAUGUGUCUUUAAGUUCAUGUUUGGAGAAUUCUUUUCUACUCAUUUGCUUUUUGUCCAAGAACCAUGUCUAUUUUUAUAACUUGAGUGAGAGUUCUGUAUAUUCUCACAUUCUGUAUACUGUAUCCAUUUUCUAGAGAACCCAGUUGCUUUUAUACAGGCUCUUCUUACCAGCCCUUGUGGUUUCAGAACAAGCUUUAUUUUAUUACAAGUAUACUAAUGACAGAUUACUCCUGUUCCAGUUCUACCAGCCAUUUUAGUUAUGGAGUUAGUUUUACGGAACCUAUUUGAUGGCUCCUCUAGCUGACAGAAGGAACUCAAAAGACACCUGAUGUCUUUCGUGUAAGUUUACCUGGUCUCCUCCUACUGAAGAAUGAUUUCUCAUCAGAAAUGACUGGGAAAAUUUGGGAAAGUCAUUUACAAGCAAGAAUAAUUCAUUAUGAAAGCAAACAGAAGAAAACAGUAUAUUCUCCAUUCCCCCCAGCCUCCCCCCCACCCCCAGGAAGUCUGGAGAAGAAGUCCUCAUGUCACCAGUUUCUCUGUUGCAUGAAUUUUAGUGUUUUGCUAUAAGACAGCAUGAGGGUUAUCAGGCCAAAAUUUGUUAUUGUAUUUUCAGUACAAUUUAUCUUGAAUGUCUGUCGCUUAAAUCAGUUUUACUUGUCAGUUUUCUUUCAGCAAACAUUCUUACUAUUAUGUAGAAUUUAACUUUUCAGAGAAAAUUAAAUCAGAAAAUUUUCAGAGUCCUCUACCUUCUUUGUCUUUUAUCUCUCUGUCUUUUGGAAAAGGAGCUGCAUGGCCUUAGUGCCUCCUUAGAAAGCUUAAGUUGAAUUAAUAGCUCAUUAAUCUCAUAUGCCACGGGUGAUAACUAAGCACCCCCAUUACAGGAUGGCACACCAGAGUGUUUGUGUAAAAUGUGUUGGUAAUCCUCAUUCCAGUUUCUAAACAGAGGACCCUUCUAGGCGGAGUGUGCAUUGGUUCAUUCUGGUUUGAAUUGUUUCCUAUUUGAUACACUAGGGGGCCUUUUGACUUAUUCAGACUAUUGCCCCCUUCUGGCAUUUGUGUGGGAUAGUCCAUCCUGCUACUGCUGAAGUUCUCUUUCUUUGAGAAAACUAAGGAACUAGAAUGUUUAAAGUCCACGAAAUAAUCUCUAAACCUGAUUUAAAAAAUGACCCUCUCAUAAAAACUAAGUUAGUAAAAAGCUCAAUUCCUUAAACAGUCUUCAUUUAAAAACUGAAGACUGUUCUCACUCAGUUAACUAAAGUAGCUGGAAUUGGAACACUUUACAAUUUCUACCUAAAGAAUUUAGGUUAAACUUACCUGGUAAUAUCAAUGCUGCUUACUGACCAACUUUCCAGCUCUUUUUGACCAGGAUGGUUGUAAAUUAAGGAAAAUAUCUUUAUACUCUGUAUUCAAUCCAAGAGGACUCUAAUUACUUAAAACCAUUUAGGUCAUAAUAAUAAUAAUUUUCAUUUUUUCCAUAAAAUAAGCAUUAUGAUUGCACACUCCUUCUAUUGUCUGAAUUUAUGUAAGAGGUAUAGCUUGCUUAAAAUAUAUAUGUAAAGUUAUAUUUUCUUAGAAACAUGGAUGUUUGCAACCAUUGCUUUCAAAGAGAUUAUUACCAUGUAUUCUGUUUUACGUUUUCAUGAAGAUUGUGUUAUACCAGAGGCUUCUGAUUAUCAAAGUGAUAACCAGUUUUAACUGUCUGUAUGUGCCAGAUUUGUGACCUAAUUUUAAAAAAACCCAGAAACAAACUAUGAAUAAAAUGGAGU
Messenger RNA from Balaenoptera acutorostrata (minke whale), 5609 nucleotides. RefSeq names its product DIX domain containing 1 (gene DIXDC1). Bases 322 to 2442 code for a protein of 706 amino acids. NCBI's taxonomy places the organism in Eukaryota, Metazoa, Chordata, Mammalia, Artiodactyla, Balaenopteridae. Gene Ontology annotation, cellular component: cytosol. The record is from RefSeq and is a predicted model, not a curated record. Gene Ontology annotation, biological process: canonical Wnt signaling pathway. Gene Ontology annotation, molecular function: protein binding. The transcript has 20 exons.